Messenger RNA from Staurois parvus, 310 nucleotides. The record is from the annotation of a GenBank genome assembly. NCBI's taxonomy places the organism in Eukaryota, Metazoa, Chordata, Amphibia, Anura, Ranidae.
AAUGUCAGUGCAUCUUAUGGAGCGAAUAUGGAGUGGCCGGUCCGCACUGGGAAGGCUUCCCACAUCGUCUCUGGUCAUCUCCUGUACUGUCCGCAGUCUCUGGUCAUCCCCUGUACUGUGUCCGCAGUCUCUGGUCAUCUCCUGUACUGUGUCCGCAGUCUCUGGUCAUCUCCUGUACUGUCCGCAGUCUCUGGUCAUCCCCUGUACUAUGUCCGCAGACUCUUGGUCAUUCCCUAUACUAUGUCCGCAGUCUCUUGGUCAUCCCCUAUACUGUCCGCAGUCUCUGGUCAUCUCCUGUACUGUGUCUGCA